GCGCGCCAAUUAAGUUGAACGCAUUUAAACUAAAACUUAUCAGCUGUUAACCAAUAAAACUUUAAUCGAUUUUAAUUGUCGAAUUACGAUCUAAUACUCAUUUUAUUUGUCAAAGUUAAGUUUGCUUAAUAAAAUACCGGUUAAAAAUCAUUUUCUUUUUAUUUGUGCGGUGAAAUAUGCAUAAUUUUCGUGUACCACCGUCACCAACAUGGUAUGUACCACCGGUUUGUUCACCAGAAAACGGAUUAUUGUACAUUACCGGUAAUCAUACAUCAAUCGCUUAUAUUCCGCCUGUAAAAAACAAUGAUUCAACCAAAUCCAAAGCGACGGAUGCACAAAAUGUUCAAAACAUACAAAUUAUACAAACCCACAAUCACUUUAAGUCAAUUGACUGUGAUCCAAAUUGGUCGUCGAGUAAGUGGUUUGUAACAAUGAAUGAACAAAAUUUGAUUUGGGUUUGGGAUGUGGAAACGAGUAAAGUGUGUCGUGGUCAUAAAGCACAUGUUGCCGAUGGCAUUGAUCGUCGUGCAAAUGCAGACUGUUAUAUUGGUGGUGCUAUGUGCAUUUCAAAGAAUCGUCAAGUGUUAUCGAUUGAUCACCAUGCUUUUGUUCGAUACUGUUUAAUAUCCAAUACAUAUUCCAUGUUUCCCGAUAAUUUUGUUAUGAAACGCGGAACAGUCAGCAUUCUUAAAACAUCACCGUCCAAUCAGGACAUCAUUGCUGUUGGCUACAAAAAUGGUUUGAUUGUCAUUGUAAACUAUGCCGAAACAACGACGUUGCAAAAGUUAAGAGGUCACGAUUCUGAAAUCGUUUCGCUACAAUGGACCUUAAUUAAGGCAAAACCACGAGAUAAAAUCAAAACGAAUGAGAUUGCAUUUGAAACACCAGAAAAAGCAUCUUAUAAGAAAGCCGAUGCAAUGCCGUCUACGUCGAAACAGAAGUUCAAUCAAAAAAAGACAGAAUCGAAGCAAAAAAAUCGCGAACCACCAAAGCCGAUUGUAGAUGCUGGUGAUAUGUUUGACAUUCAUUCCUAUGAUUAUUUGGAAGAGGAAUUUGGAACGAUUUCAAGUAAAGUGUCGGGUAAAGUUGAUGAUGCCAAUGAAAAUCAAAAAGUGGCUAGCCCCAACAAUGAACAUUUCAAUUUUGUCGAAGAAUGUCAAACGCUACGUGAAAAAAUUCGCGCUGGAAAUGACUCCGAUUCGGAUGAAUCGUCCGAAUUUAAUCGUAUGAAAAAUCAAUCAGCCGUUAAUAUGUCUGAUAUACAAAAAUUUAUGGAAACAAAAGGUCCAAAUAAAAAUGAUUCAAUUACAUUGUCAGACGAUUCAGACGAAGCCGUUGGAAUUGAUGAACUUUCGAAUCGCAGCACAAUCGGCAGCAGCCACAAUACAACUGAAAUCGUUGAACUUGAAGAAGUUAUCAAAGAUUUGAAUAUCAACGAUGAUUGCAAUGGAAUCGUUUAUUUGGUGUCUGGUGCACAGGAACAAAAUGUUAUUAUUUGGAACAUUGAAACGGGAUCGAUUUCCGAUAAAAUUCAAUUGAAAUGUGAAAAAGGACGCCCCAAAAUUCCAAAACCGAAUUGUACAAUUGCGUGGAUCUCGCCGAAUGCUUUUGUUGUAAAUGGUCCCGAUGGAAAAAUUUCGUCAUGGAAAACAACAGAUGAAAGCAAUGACAAGAAAUUGAAAUUUAUUUUGAAUCGUCACGACUUUCCGGAUACGGCUGUGAUUAAUAUUUGCUCAAAUUUUGAGUACAAACCAGUUAAAUCAACGGUAUGGACAUUUUCAACGCAUUUGAAUAUCGUUGGUCAUUGUUUUGUUGGCGCCGAAACGAGUGAGAUUAUAGCAAAGUAUUCAACACUACCGAUUGGUAUGUUUUCGAUGCGAAUUAGUCCGCAUGAUCCAAACAAGAUUGCAAUUGCUGGUAAUAAUAAACGCAUCAAUAUUUUGGAUUUAUCAACACUAAAGCACAAUAACAUCGAAAUACAUUCGCUAACAUCAAAAAUACAAGGAAAGGUGAUCGCUUUGAGUUGGCAUCCAACAAAUGAAAAUCUAUUAAGUUUCAGUACAAUUGAAGGACGGGUUGGUAUUUUCAAUAUAAGCAAGACUACGGCUGCGCCGGAAUUGAUGAAGAAUUUUUGUGGACGAGAGUUGUACGCAUUAUCAUACGAUCCAAUUGAAUGCAACCUAUUUGUAACCAACCACGAAUCAUUGAUGAUGUUCAACGAAAAGUCAACAAAAGAUGACAAUCACAAUUCAGUUCGGUUUGGGGUUGCGGUUUCAUCGGUUAGCGUUAGCCCAAAUGGUGUAUAUGUUGCGACCGGGUUUUCCAAUGGUACAUUCAAAAUUCUAUUGAAUGGCCAAGAUGACAAAACGGAGCGGUAUUCGGAAUCGAUUUCGAAAAAGUAUGUAUCAGAAUUGUCGUGGUCAACCAUCGAUCCGAACAAAUUGGCUGUGUCAACGAACGAUGGCAAAAUUUUUAUCUACAAAGAAGAUGCUGAUACAUUUAAAAGAACAGGUGAAUUGAUGGGACAUGAGGCCGGAGUCACGUUUGUUAGUUGGAGCGGUCAGUCCGAACACAAAUUGGUUUCGGCCAGUUUCGAUCAUACCGUACGUGUUUGGGACACACAAAAAUUGGAAUGCAUUGCUUGGUUUGAAUAUGAAAAUAAAAUGAACUGUGCCAACUUCUUACCAACAGAUGAAAACUUUGUAGUAUGUUCGGGCCAAUCGGAAACAAUGCACAUUUUCGAAAUUGGAAAGCGUCUCGUUGCAGACGUCGGUGCAUAUAAUGGCAAAAAGAACAAGAAGAAACCAUUUAAUAACGAAGUCAAAUGGGGAACCAAGUACCAGAAUGAAGCUUCAAAAUUGCAAUCGCAAGAGAAAAAAAAGUUAAAACAAUUAGAAAAGAAAGCAUCGGAAAAUGUGGAAAAAAUCACUGACCAAUUGAAUGAUGUACAAUUGGCUCCGCCUACUCCGUCUACUACGUUGAAGUUGAAUCACACCACCAUUUUAUAUUUGACCAACAAAGAGAUCAACAAGAAUCCGCUUGAUCAAUUGCAAAGUUUACUGCAAAAAUCAACGAGUUCCGGUGACACCAGUGAAAAUGCACAAGAAUGUCUUCAUGAAAAAUUGUUCGGCAAUCGUGAAGACGUCAUGAAACUUCUGAACGAUGAAUUGAAAAAUCAUCGAUUUUCAAAAACAAACUCCAUUGGUAAUUUGCUCAUUCCACAAAUUCAGUAUGACCUGAAAGCCAAUAUCAUCGAGAAUAUUGAAGGAAAAUCUUUAACCGAACAACACGUUUCAUUGGCACCGUCCAUUUCAUAUGAAUUCUGGAAAAAUUGCUCACUAGCAUAUGCCAAUCAAUGUGUUGAACAAGGAUUCACUUUGCAAGCGAUUCCACAUCUUUUGGCCAUACAACAAGUGAACGAAGCCAUUGAAAAAUUGUGCGAUGCACAUUUUUAUCGUGAAGCAUGGUGCAUUGCCAAAAUGAAUAAAGAGUCGGAAGACAAGAUUCUCGAUACAAUUACCACCAAAUGGAUUCAACAUAUGGAGCAAUUGGGCAAUCUCGAAGGUGCCGCUUUGAUUUCAUUUUUGUCGGGCAAACGGGAAUCGGCAUUCAACAUACUGAAUAAACGAAAAUUCAAGACUGCACAGAUCGAAGACAUACUCGGCCAUUUGUCACCAGCUACACCCAAUUGAUCGAACCAAAUCGCCAACAUUUUCAACUUUACUCUUGAAGAGCCUAACAAUGAACUUACCAAAACGUGAUUUAAUCACUACUGCUGUCAUUCAGUUCAAUUUGUCUCAUAUGUGAUUUGAAAUCUCAGCUAAAGAUAAUAAAAUAAGCAAAAAAAUAUCAUUUUAUCGGCCAAAUAAAGUAGCUAUUUUACGUAAAUCCA
Contarinia nasturtii (swede midge) is the source of this 3892-nucleotide messenger RNA. RefSeq names its product protein rigor mortis. Bases 177 to 3692 code for a protein of 1171 amino acids. The transcript is spliced from 13 exons. Gene Ontology annotation, molecular function: protein binding. The record is from RefSeq and is a predicted model, not a curated record. Lineage: Eukaryota; Metazoa; Arthropoda; Insecta; Diptera; Cecidomyiidae.